UGCCAGGUGUUCAUGUUACUGUUCAUGUUAAUUUUCGCAGAAUUAUAUUGAUCAACAUCCAUAUAAAAAAAAAUAUCCUCAGCACUUCAAUCAUUCAAAAUGUCCUUACAAAUCCCACAUAGAGCAAGACCAGGCAGCGCUGCUCAAGCAGCAACAAAGGCUGUUAUUCUGGUUGGUGGACCAUCCAGAGGAACCCGCUUUAGACCAUUGUCCUUGGAUCUUCCAAAGCCACUCUUCGAAGUUGCUGGUCAUCCCAUCGUUUGGCACUGUCUCACCGCCAUCGCAAAAGUCCCCUCCAUCGAAGAAGUAUGCAUGAUCGGUUACUACGACGAAUCCGUUUUCCGCGAUUUCAUUAAGGAUGCUGCACACGAAUUCCCCCAAAUCAAGAUCGUUUAUCUUAGAGAAUACCAAGCUUUGGGAACUGCUGGAGGUCUAUACCAUUUCAGAGAUGCUAUCCUCAAAGGGCGACCAGAACGUUUCUUCGUUCUUAACGCAGAUGUCUGCUGUUCAUUCCCAUUGAAUGAUAUGCUCAAGUUAUUCGAAGACAGAGAUGCUGAAGCUGUCAUUCUUGGUACCCGUGUCAGUGAAGAUGCUGCCAGCAACUUUGGUUGCAUCGUUUCCGAUGCGCACUCCCGCCGAGUUCUUCAUUACGUCGAGAAGCCAGAAUCGCACAUCUCGAAUUUGAUCAACUGCGGUGUUUAUCUCUUUGCAACCGAAUGUAUCUUCCCUUCCAUUAGAACUGCCAUCAAGCGCCGUACGGACCGCCCACGUCUCGUUUCCUACCCAUCCUCCGAGAACCUCGACUCCUCAUUCUUCCAAGAUGAUGAAGAUGUACAAAAGAAUGAAGUUCUUAGAUUGGAACAAGAUAUUUUGAGUGAUCUUGCCGACAGCAAACAAUUUUUCGUUCAUGAGACCAAGGAUUUCUGGAGACAAAUCAAAACCGCUGGCUCGGCUAUUCCAGCUAAUGCCUUAUACCUCCAGAAGGCAUCGCAAACUGGUUCUAAGGAAUUGGCUAAACCAUCUGCCAAUAUUCUCGGACCAGUAUUCAUUCAUCCAACUGCACACGUCGACCCAACCGCCAAACUUGGACCUAAUGUUUCGAUCGGUCCUCGUGUUGUCAUUGGCCCUGGUGUUAGAGUAAAGGAGUCUAUUGUCUUGGAAGAUGCUGAAAUUAAGCAUGACGCUUGUGUCCUUUACUCAAUCAUUGGAUGGAACAGUAGAGUCGGUGCUUGGGCUCGUGUUGAGGGAACUCCUACACCAGCUAAUAGCCAUACUACCAGCAUUAUCAAGAAUGGUGUCAAGGUUCAAAGUAUUACUAUCUUGGGUAAGGAGUGUGGGGUUGGUGAUGAAGUUCGUGUACAGAACUGUAUCUGUUUGCCAUUCAAGGAGUUGAAGAGGGAUGUUUCCAAUGAAGUCAUCAUGUAAUGGAUUGAUGGGAUUCAUGUAUUCAGUGGAAUUCACAAUUAAUACUAUGGCGUUCUUACUCGAGGUUUCCACUCACCGCUCUCCGUGAUGAUUAAAAAGAGAAUGGUUCAUUUCAUAGAUCAAAAUCCAUUUUGGUUAAUUCAAUAUUAUUUUCUGAAACAUCGUGCCCAAAUGUUCGGAAUGUAGAGUCUUGAUCGUUUUCAAUAUAUGUGUGGGACAAUACUCGGCUCGGUAGCAC
Messenger RNA from Botrytis porri, 1663 nucleotides. RefSeq lists its product as uncharacterized. NCBI's taxonomy places the organism in Eukaryota, Fungi, Ascomycota, Leotiomycetes, Helotiales, Sclerotiniaceae. Bases 100 to 1425 code for a protein of 441 amino acids. Gene Ontology annotation, biological process: biosynthetic process. Gene Ontology annotation, cellular component: cytoplasm. Gene Ontology annotation, molecular function: transferase activity. The transcript has 4 exons. The record is from RefSeq and is a predicted model, not a curated record.